AUGGCGAGUGUUGUACAGAAAGAACUGCAAAAGAUCUUCAGAAGCUUCGGAGGUGAUGUUGCCGAUGAAGAGUUAGAACGAAUGAUCGCAGACUCAGACCGAAUCAUGAAAGGUCUUGCUGGGCUGUUGCUUUCGGAAGCGGGCCUCGACGAGUCGACGAGCAAGCCGUUCGCACUCCUCGACAAUGCUUGUGGAAUAGGCCCCGUUUCAGCGCAUUUGCAGGACCACGUUGAUCGAAAAUUGUUGUCAGAGAGUAAAGUGGUUUGUGCCGACUUCAAUGAAAACUUGGUAAAUAUAUUGAAGAGGCGCGCUGAAAAGUAUCAUUGGAUAAACGUCGAGACUGCCGUGGUUGAUGCUCAGCAAUCGGACUUCGCAACCGAUUCUUUCUCUCACGUAACUAUCAAUUUUGGUAUGCACAUAAUCCCAAAGCCGGAGGCUGUGCUAGAAGACACGAUGCGAAUCCUUAAACCAGGUGGCGUAUUGGCUUUUAGCACAUGGCACAAAGAUAGCGAGGGACCCUUCUCCGAUCUGAGGUCAAGCUUCGAGGCGCUGCCGUUUGACGCACCGAUGCCCAACCCCUUACCCAUGACGCCCAACGGGAAACCCCAGUGGGCGGACCCGGAAGGCGUGGAAGGAGAGCUGAGGGCUCACGGGUUCGUAAAUAUCAAGGUUCAAGCUGUACCUCACCUGGUCCGCGUGAACAGCGCCGAGGAUUUUCUCCAAAUGUAUAGAACGAAGAAGGAGUGGAUGGUAAACGCGUACUGGAACGAGGAUAGCAAGAAGAGAGCGCAAGGCAUGUUGGACGAACACAUCUUGAAUCAUCUCAAAGAGAAGUACAAUGGCGAGGGAUGGGACGUGAGUUGGACCGUGGUCCUAGCUACUUGCGUUUUACCGUCUUACCACUAUGGCGCACCGAUUGCUGUGGAAUGUAUGAAUAGGAGCGUAGAAACUGGCGAACACAUCCAGAACUCCAAGGACGAGAUCCAGUGGAUUCCUUUUCCAAUCUGCAAUGAGACUGGUAAACCUCUCGAGUUCGGUUACGGCGUCGAAGGCGAAAUGAACUGUACUAUCCCUAUGAUAGACGACCCAUUCUUUCAUCUACUGGAGUUUUAUAUCCACAGCGACGCCCCCCUUGCUUGCCGUCUUCCCGCUCGCCCUCCCGCCCACGUCGAGAUGGUAGGCGAGAAGCCGUAUGAACAGGAGUAUAUACCGCUUGUAUUUGCCUUAGCUGGCACUUUGCAGCUGAGCCAUCUGCAUAUCAGCACACAUCUCAAUAUCCUCCUACAUAGUACACCAAAACAUCAUAUCCAUCCGCACGAUAGCGGCGUGCUGGACAGCGGUGCUGCGUAUAGCACAAGCCCACUCAGCCAUAUGGAGGGUAGCUUUACGAAAAGGCUAGUUAUUGGCGACCCUCUACCUCUGAGUUUCAGCGUUAGAUGGUUUCCCACCCCGUCACUUCCUAAGAUCGAGGGCAAAGUCGAGUGGCAGGGCAUGGGUGGGCAUAUCUACGCUAGCACCGUCUUUUACGCGCUUGUAUCCUUCAUCGCCGGCGUUUUGGUUUCCGGCGUCUAUUUCUUUGGCGUCAUCCUCCCUAAACGAUUGAAAGGUCGCGGCCUUGGAGGUGCUACGCCUCUAGCUUACGGGCUAAACGGCGUGGGGAAUGGAUGGGGCUACUCAAAAAGGAUGGAUUGA
Molecule: messenger RNA, 1692 nt
Organism: Daldinia caldariorum
Lineage: Eukaryota; Fungi; Ascomycota; Sordariomycetes; Xylariales; Hypoxylaceae
Product: S-adenosyl-L-methionine-dependent methyltransferase
Exons: 5
Coding region: 1-1692 (563 amino acids)
Source: RefSeq, a predicted model, not a curated record